Prorocentrum cordatum is the source of this 1392-nucleotide messenger RNA. The record is from the annotation of a GenBank genome assembly. Lineage: Eukaryota; Dinophyceae; Prorocentrales; Prorocentraceae.
UCCACCCGCCUGCUCGCCGGGCUGGCGAGGUCGGGGGGGCAGCUGGGCCCGUCAGCUGGCCUGGCGGCGGGCUGCGGCUGGCGGUCGGUCUCGCUGGCGGCUCGCCGCUGGUCGACGCCCGCAGCCUGCCUGGCCGCCGUCGCGGGGGCGCAGUGCGGGAGCUCCUUGUUCUCGUGCGACGACUCGGAGAUCCCCGUGGACUUUGAGGACGAGGUGCCUGGCGAGCUCGGGCCGCUGCUGGCGGGGGCUUCCCUGCUUGGCGAGCUCCCGGAGCCGCCGGCCCCCCAGAGGGGCGGCGGUGCCGAUCGAUCUUGCCCUCGCCUCGCAUCCUUGAGCAUUUUCUGGAUCGGGGGCCGGGGCCCAGGGUCGGGACGAUCGAACCUGGUUCUCUGGAGAGCCAAAGGUGUCGGGGGCUGGGCCUCCGAGACAGUCGAGGACCUCGGGGGCGCCUUCGCAAACCAGGAGGGAGCGGGGUGUCUCUUUAAGGGCGGAGGCUGGUUGUUCCACCUCGCGGAUAACGGGGUCGCGUGUUGCUUCGGCGCGGCCUGGCCGUUCGUCGCCGGGCUGGGGCCCGCGCUAAUCUUCGCGGGCGUCCUGGCAAUGCCAGCGCGCGGCCUGCGCGCGCUCUUCGCCCCGUGCAACUGGUGCGUCUGGGUGAUCGGCAGCGUCGCCGGCGUCUCCGGGAGCCCUCGGCGCUCCCCGGGCGAAGCAGGAGUGGGUGAGCCUCCGCCGCCGGCAGUGCCGCGUCGCACUCCUUGGUUCCGGGCGGGGCCCAGCGCGGGCGCCGCGACCGCCGCCGAGUGCUUCGCCGAGAAGAUCAGGGGGCGUGGCGCGUGCUGUCGAGGAAACUUGGCCGCCGGGGCGCCACCUGCUGCCGCGGCGGCAUCGUCUGCGCCGCCAGCUGCUCCCACUGCGACUCUCGGGGGAACUCCUCUGGGUGUGUGUGACAGAUGCGCUGACUCCGACGCGAUCUUCUUCAUCGGUGAGGCAAGUUACCUUCGGGGUGACUUGGCGGACUUUCCCGAAUCUGAGCAUGCCCGCGAACUCUUCUACCCUGACAAGUGCCGCGACGUGCGCUGGAGACGCUUCGCGCGCAAGCCUGUGCGGCGAUGCCGCAGGUUUAUGGAGGAAAAGGCGUUCCCGCUUACGUCGUGGCCCCCGGCGACAAUCUUUGCGAGAAGCUAUUCCCCCGUGGCCGCAGCGAAGGCCGCUGCAGAGUUUCUCGCCGUCGGUGGUGCUGAGCAGGCGAAGGGGAAUGACGUUGCCGGGGCCCAGUCGACAAGGAUGGCAAUGUCAAGGCGCGCCACAACUGUGGGUCCAUUCAACAUCCUGUCCAAGAUUGCACGAAACCCGCGGAACCGGGAGUUUCUUCGGGGCAAGCUGUGCCCACUG